Molecule: messenger RNA, 1107 nt
Organism: Sphenostylis stenocarpa
Lineage: Eukaryota; Viridiplantae; Streptophyta; Magnoliopsida; Fabales; Fabaceae
Source: the annotation of a GenBank genome assembly
AUGGUUUCUCCUUAUGCUUGUCUUAAUUCCUCUGUUCUCAACACACCUUCACCACUCUUUCUCACUCCCCUUUUCCACACUCACACAACACUUCCCAAUACCGUCAAACCACCACCACCGUCAAAACUAUCCUCUUCUUCUUUUCACUCUCUCUCAGUUUCUGCUCUGCCCACUAAGGUAGACACCACGGUGAGGAUCGAGGAAAUCGAAGAUGCCCCAAAAUUCGAUUUCAAGGUCUACAUGCUCCGCAAGGCCCACACAGUGAACCAAGCCUUGGAUGCAGCCAUUGCGCUGCGCGACCCGGAGAAGAUCCACAAAGCCAUGCGCUACUCCCUCCUUGCCGGCGGCAAGAGGGUCCGGCCUAUCCUCUGCAUCGCCGCCUGCGAGCUUGUUGGCGGCGACGAGGCCACCGCCAUCCCGGCUGCCUGUGCCGUCGAGAUGAUCCACACCAUGUCGCUCAUCCACGAUGAUCUGCCAUGCAUGGACAACGACGACCUCCGCCGGGGCAAGCCCACCAACCACAAGGUCUUUGGCGAGGACGUGGCUAUCCUUGCCGGUGACGCGCUGCUCGCCUUUGCAUUCGAACACGUAGCGGCGGCAACUGAGGAAGUGUCCCCGACCCGCGUGGUUCGGGCAAUCGGGGAGUUGGCGAAAUCAAUAGGUGGGGAUGGCCUUGUGGCUGGACAGGUGGUGGAUUUAGAUUCUGAAGGAGUAUCGAGUGUGGGGUUGGAGAGGUUGGAAUAUAUUCAUGUGCACAAAACGGCGGCGUUGCUGGAAGCUGCGGUUGUGUUGGGGGCAAUAGUUGGAGGUGGGUCGGAUGAGGAGAUUGAGAAACUAAGGAAAUUUGCCAGGUGUAUCGGGCUGUUGUUUCAGGUUGUUGAUGACAUCCUGGAUGUUACAAAGUCAUCAGAGGAGUUGGGGAAGACGGCGGGGAAGGACUUGGUGGCUGAUAAGGUCACCUACCCUAAACUUUUAGGGUUACAUAAGUCUAAGGAGUUUGCUGAUAAAUUGCUCCAAGAGGCAAAUGAACAAUUGCUUGGGUUUGAUCCCCGAAAGGCUGCUCCUUUAUUUGCCUUAACCAAUUACAUUGCUCAUAGGCAAAAUUAA